AUGGCCAUGUCUAAUUGUGAUGCUCGCGACCUGUCCAAGGCCCUUGGUCUACCUACCCUACGUCGUAAUCUAUCAGCUACCGACUGUACUUGCCAAGGUUUCGAGGUUUCGGCAGGGCGCGGAGUAGAAGCGGGGACUAGCUCCGGCGGGACCCACACAACCCGGCUGUUCCGAUAA
Molecule: messenger RNA, 177 nt
Organism: Pyricularia oryzae 70-15
Lineage: Eukaryota; Fungi; Ascomycota; Sordariomycetes; Magnaporthales; Pyriculariaceae
Exons: 3
Coding region: 1-177 (58 amino acids)
Source: RefSeq, a predicted model, not a curated record